AUGAAAAAACAAUCAGAAAUUGUUGAUUCAUUUUGUGAAAAUAUUAAAAGAUAUGCUGUAGAGACUGCUCGUUCAACAAAAUCAUUUGCCACAGGAAAUAGAUAUAUUGAAAUGAUGUCAUAUAAAGAGUUUAGUCAAUCCAUUGACAAUGUACUAAGUGAAAUUAAUCAAACACUAAAAAUGUUUAACGACAUUCAUCCUAAACUUCACAGUAAACUAACUGACAAUGAGAAAGAACGCCCAAAUGAUAUUGAUGUUGUUACUCAUGUAGUUGAUUUUUUACUUGAGGCUGUUGAAAUAGAAGAAACAUUAGAAUUAACAAAAAAUCAGUUUGAUGAUAAGCCACAAGUUAUCAACAAACCACAAUUAAAUUUUACUGAUAAACCAGAUAAUUUUAGUGUUGAAUAUAAACCAAAAUGUAUUAAAAAAUAUCAUUCAAAAUAUCCUGUUGAUACACAACCUCAUCCUUAUAUUAAUGAGAUUCAUGAAUUAAAACAAAUGGGUUGGCAGUUAGAAAAAUGCACUCCACAACCUCCUUUAUCAUUUGAGAAAACACCAUUGGUUUAUGUUAAUACAUUAGAACUUCUUCAAGAAAUGAUUAUAUCAUUAAAUCAUGUCAAUCAAUUUGCUGUCGAUGUAGAACAUCAUAGUGAGCAUUCUUAUUAUGGGUUUGUAUGUUUAUUACAAAUUAGUACACGAUCAAGUGAUUAUAUUAUUGAUACAAUUACAUUAAGAGAUUCAAUAACACUAUUAAAUGAUCCUUUUACAAAUCCAAAUAUUGAGAAAGUAUUUCAUGGAUGUGAUUUUGAUAUGAUUUGGUUAUCAUAUAACUUUGGGUUAUAUGUUGUAAAUUGUAUUGAUUCAGGACAAUGUGCACGAGCAUUAAAAUUACAACACUUUUCAUUAAAAUAUCUUUUACAAAAAUAUUGUAAUGUAGAUGCUGAUAAGAAAUAUCAAUUAGCUGAUUGGAGAUUACGUCCAUUAACAAAAGAAAUGAUUGAGUAUGCAAGAGGAGACACUCAUUAUCUUCUUUAUAUUAUUGAUCAAUUAAGAAAUGAAUGUAUUGAUGUUGGUAUAUUAGAAGAAGUAUUAAAUAAAUCAAAUGAAUUGUGUCUUCGUCUAUUUAGACCUACAGUUUGUUCAGAUGAUGUUAUAGAACGAGUAGCAAGAAGAAGUUGGAUUAAAAAGACACAAUUUGAUACAUUCAAAAAACUUUAUUUAUUAAGAGAUAAAAUAGCAAGAAUUGAAGAUGAAAGUCCAGAGUCAAUAAUUAAUAUGACAAUGUUAUCAAAUAUUGUAAACGAACUUCCAACUGAUUUAGAGAAAUUAAGAUUAUGUUGUUUACCAAAAGUACCUUAUUUUGUUGAGAUGCAUGCAUCUGAAUUUAUUCUUUUAACUAAACAAGAACAUCAAAUAAAAUUAAAUCAAUUACAACAAAUUCAAACAAAUGAAACAAUAUUAUCUGAUACUGUUAAAUUUGUUCAAUCAACUUUAGGAAAAAAUUAUAAACAAACAGUUAUUAGAACUGAUAAACACUUUGAAGAUAUCAUUUAA
This is a messenger RNA of Entamoeba dispar SAW760, 1554 nucleotides long. RefSeq names its product exosome complex exonuclease RRP6, putative. Gene Ontology annotation, cellular component: nucleolus; nuclear exosome (RNase complex). Gene Ontology annotation, biological process: nuclear polyadenylation-dependent rRNA catabolic process; nuclear polyadenylation-dependent snRNA catabolic process; nuclear polyadenylation-dependent antisense transcript catabolic process. The record is from RefSeq and is a predicted model, not a curated record. The transcript has a single exon. Gene Ontology annotation, molecular function: nucleotide binding; 3'-5'-RNA exonuclease activity; nucleic acid binding. Bases 1 to 1554 code for a protein of 517 amino acids. NCBI's taxonomy places the organism in Eukaryota, Evosea, Mastigamoebida, Endamoebidae.